UUGGGGCCUGGUGGCGCUGAGCGACGCCCGGGGACCUGGGUCUGCUCCGGGCGAUAUGUAAACCGUCAGUCUCCCCGUCUCUCAUCGGUAUGAGAUCGCACAUCGGACAACCGUGGAUUACGGAGCUGGUGCUGAGUUAUGGAACGGGAAAGAGCGAACAGCGGCCAGCGGCAGCUCAGGUUACUGAGUUUUUGCCACUAGAGAACUGGACGAAAGAAGGUGAACAUGAAUCUGCUGCUGUUGUUCAUAUAUCUGAUCUCAAGCACUAUAUUAAGGCUGUGGUGACAAAGGAAGCCAAACAUAACCUGGAGCAGGCGGAAGAAAAUUAUACGUUCAGUGAUAUCAAAAACAAAAUUGUUAUUUUGAGAAAAUUCAAUGUUCUGCUCAGAUUGGAACUGGAGUUGGAAGAUUGUGAAUUCUAUUUAGCUGUUCAUGAGUUGAAGAUCCUGCCAGCAGAAACUGGUUUUUCUGAUGCAUGUUCAUGCAACUUGGACUCUGCUGUGCAGAAGAAGUUGAGAGAAUUUUGGCAAAACCAUGUACAUAACAUGACAGAGCAAUCAGGAUCAUUUUCUGGUAUCUGUCUGUCAGGUUUGAUAGCAGCAGUGGAGGAUGAAGAUAAUUCAUUAAAAAGUGCAGUUGAACUCUGCCUUGAUUUAACUGAUAAUUCAAAAGCUUCAGCAUCUACAUCAUCCUUUUUAUUACCGUCAAUUAAUCAAGCAACAGGAUGGAAAACUUUGAGCAGAAAAGAAAAGAGCAAAAAAGAUACCUUCACUAUUCCCUAUGCUAUGCUUAUGAUUUCAUCUAAACAAGAGGAAGCCUUAAAUAAUAUAAAAGAAUGGAAGGAUGAUUUUGAAUGCACUGAAGAUGCAGAUUCUGAGAUGGAGCAAAAUGACAGCACAGAUGUACUCUUACAUAAUGAAGAGGGACAGGACCCUGCACCUUCACAGAAUCCUUGGAAUGCAGUGUCGCCUUUGUGUCUUGGUGGAAUUCCAUCUUCAGAGGAAACUUAUGUUUCGUGUGUUUCAGAAACGUUUGAGAAGCAUGUUGAUAAAUGUGGUGGUUGUCUUUCUUCCACAUGUUGUGAUACUCCUGGCUGCAGCAGGCAAGCCAUUAAGCUUCAGCUUCCAGACAACAACACACAAGAUCUAGAGGAAUCAUUAGAGUUGUACACAGAUGGGUCUCAGCAAGAGCGGUCACAUUCAGAAAUGUGUGCUGGAAGCCCCUUGCACACACUAACCAUACGGACAGACAGUGGAAAAACCAUAACACAUGUGGCAGAGCCUGACGAGAUACCUGCUAAAUCUGAAGACAACAAAGAGAAAUGUCUCAACCACAGCAUGACUGCCUGCAACCGCAUGUUUAAAAAUAUAUCCCCUUUAUCGGUUGCAGCUGACAAUUGUAACAAGUUGAAUUGUGUGGGCUUGUUCAAAAGCAUUGCCCCACUGACAUCAACAGCAGGAGGAAGUCAUGCAAAUCUAAAUGGUAGCCCAGGUAAACAGGUGCUGAAUUACACAACAGCAGCUAGAAACAUUGUGCUGGAAGCCAGCGAACGGCGGUUUGAUGGUGAAAAUGAAGAACUAUAUGAAAUUCAUAGAGGUGUCAAAAGGAAACGGCAAUUUACAGAUUUUGAUCAUGAACCACACAGAAACAAAGUUGACCGGAGCACUUUGUUGAGGUGUACAACUGUAAAUGGGGGCCAGAACUCAUGUAAUGUCAGUAGUGAUGGAACUUUGAUUGGAACAGAUCAUUUUAAAGAAAUAACCAAUGACGUUUGUCAGAUGGAUGCCAUUGCUACAUGUAAAGAGUCUUGCAGAAGGCAAGAAGGUAGUAGGGGUACAACUUUGAAAAGUACUGAUUUGAGAAAUUCAUCAGAAAACAACAUGAUGGUAUCAAGAAAGUAUAAUAAACUUAAUUUUGUAUCGGAGAAACCACCUCAACAAGUCCCAGAUUGUAGAAGAUCAGCGUCCUCAGAAAUUCCUAUUGCGCAGCCCACAGAAGAUGUUGCUGCCAGUAUUAAUCAUGUGCUUUCUCACAAUGCUAAGCAGGACAAAGGUAAAUCUCUGAGACAUCCUGAUGGAAGCCAAUUUUUGUACACCUAUCCAGAACCCACUCACGAGUUAAUCUCUCAGGUGAACUCUGUAAGGGUUCCCUGUGAGUUGCUGAAAUGGGCUGUUUCAUAUCUUACUGAACCAAGUUUGACACACAACUAACUGCUGUUCCUGUCUGGCAUGUAAUCGGUCAUUUAUUUUGUCGCGACUUGAGUUAAUGAAAUUACAUUUCCCCUAUGUUUUAAUGUUGAUCCAUGUUAUUUAUUUAUAUCAGUCCUGAAUACCAUUGCCUCGGGUAAAAAUAAAUUGACACACACCAAAAAUAGGGAUGCUAGUGUAACACUGCAUGCCUGGGCUGCUUUUUGGCACCAUUUAGCUGUUGACUCAGCAGAACCAUGGCCUGAAACAAGUAUCUGUCCAUGCAUCAUCUCUGGCUGGAAAGAUGUACAGCCCUGGAAGAUAAAGAAAUUGGACCAAAAUGAAGGAGUUCAUGCCCUCAAUUAACAUGAAGAUUAAUUUCUGUGGUGAGUUUUGGAGAAGACUAAUGAUUAGCCUUGUAUUGAAGGUUAUAUAAUUGUAAUAGAUAACAAUUAUAACUAAAUACUGUCCUGAAUUGUUCAGUGGUGUAAUUUUGGUU
Molecule: messenger RNA, 2685 nt
Organism: Hemiscyllium ocellatum (epaulette shark)
Lineage: Eukaryota; Metazoa; Chordata; Chondrichthyes; Orectolobiformes; Hemiscylliidae
Exons: 13
Coding region: 90-2210 (706 amino acids)
Biological process (GO): telomere maintenance via telomerase; telomere capping
Cellular component (GO): chromosome, telomeric region; telomerase holoenzyme complex; shelterin complex
Molecular function (GO): telomeric repeat DNA binding
Source: RefSeq, a predicted model, not a curated record